UUCGUUUACUCAAAAACCCUAGAAAACUGGAACUUUGAACUGUCCUUAAACCCUUGUCUCCCUCACUGUGUUACAUGAACUCUUGCUCUUCGAAGAACCAUGUUACCGGGUAGAAAUUCACGGCCUCAGCAUCCUUCUAAGCUUCAGGCCAAUGGAACUGCUCCUUCACCUCCCCUGCAGGUUAUGGGUAACCCAGGAAGUUUUAUGCCAAACCAUAUGCAAAUUCAGUCUCAGAUGGCAAUUCCAAACAAUAACCCGAAUACCCAGUUUUUCCCUGGGCAGCUUUUGGCAUACCAAAUGAAUCAGAUGAAUAAUGCUAAUUCUCAACAAAAAGGUCAAUUCUCGGGACAAAAUAUUGGUAACCCACCUCAGUUCUUGAAUCAGAAUGUUGGUUUUGGGGUUAUGCCCAAUCCAAUGCAAAAUAUGAAUCAGUUUCUGCAAAUGCAAAUGGCUAUGCAAAUAGCAAGUUAUGCUCAGGCUCUUUCAGGGAGUGUUCCCAUGUAUCCAAACCAGGUGCCUCAGGGUAUGGGAAUUCAAAAUUCUAACAUUGCGAUGAAUAAUGCGCAUUUGGGUCAUGCGAAUGCAAGUGGAAAUUUGUCUAAGCAAAUGGCUAAUGGGAGUCAGCAAUUGCAAGGGCAGUCGCCUGUGAUGAACUCUUUUGGUGUUGUUCAGCAGCCACAGACUCAGAGCUUCAAUGCUCAUGCUUCUGCUAAUCCACAGGUUUCUCAGGGUAUGGGCCCUCAAAGUUCCAACUCUGGUAUGAAUGCACAUUUGGGUCUUGUGAAUGCCAAUGUAGCCGCCCAGCAGUCUAAGAAUGGCUUGUCUAAGCAAAUGCCUAAUGCGACUCAGCAAUUGCUAGGCCAGUUGCCUCUGAUGAAUUCUUUCGGCUUUGUUCAGCAGCCACAAACUCAGAACUUUAAUCCUCCUGCUUCUGCUAAUACACAGGUAUGUCAUGGUAUAGGGCCUCAAAUUCCCAACUUUUCUAUGAAUGCGCAUUUGGGUCUUUUGAAUGCCAAUGGAGCUGUCCAGCAAAUGCCUAAUGUGAAUCAGCAAUUGCUAGGCCAGUUACCUAUGAUGAAUCAGUUUGGCUUUGUUCAGCAGCCACAAACUCAGAACUUCAAUGCUCCUGCUUCUACUAAUACACAGGCAAAUCCUGGAUGUGUUGUUGGGAUUAACCCAUCAAAAGGCAACCAGCAAAAUUCUUAUAAUAGUAACUUCUCGAGGAAUCAAAAGCACGGAGCUAAGAUGUCCAAGUUUGGUAAAGGGAAGUUCUCAACUCAUAAUAAAAACCUGGAAAAAGGUCAUCACAGAAAUAGGGAGAAAAAAAAUAUUGAUAUUAAUUCAGUGAAACCUGAGAUGGAGAAAAAGAGACCUCUCUUGGUGACUUACUCGGCGCAAGAAAUUCAACAGUGGCGGGAAGAACGCCGUAAGAACUACCCUUCAAAAGGAAACAUUGAGAAGCAGCUGACAGGGAAAAUGGUAGAGUCCGAGGAUAAUUCGUGUGCUGCCAAGUUGCGCCGUCAGCAACUUAAGGAAAUUCUAGCCAAGCAGGCUGAGUUAGGCUUUGAAGUUGCAGAAAUACCAUCAUCCUAUCUGUCAGAUACUGAGAAACAAGUGGAUGGAAUGGAGCAAAAAAGGCCACUGAGUAGAAAAGAAAGGUUCCAAAAAAGGUUCAAUAAAAAAGAAAAGUUCAACCGAAAUGAUCGUUUCUCCAAGAAACGAAGAUUUGGAAACUCCGAUUCCUCAAAUACUUGUGAUCAAAAGGGCUUCCCUGCAGGAAAACAGGAUGUAAACCGUGAAUCUGUAACUCAGGUUACAAAAAGUGCGAGAGAAUCAACACUGCUGCAGAAACUAUUGAGUUCAGAUAUUCGAAGAGAUAAACGACGCCUAUUGCAGGUCUUUAGGUUCAUGACCAUGAAUUCUUUCUUUAAAGAUCAGCCGGGGAAACCUUUGAGGUUUCCUCGAGUGUUGCUUAAGGAAACAGGGAAAGAAAUUGAAGCUGCUGAAGAAAUAUCUGAUGUUAUAGAUACAAACAUUGAAAAAUCAUCGUCAUCAGACGACGACAAUGACAACGACGAAGAAGAUAAUAUUGCUGAAUUUACAGAAGCAGUUAGUGAGUUACAAGAAAAUAGUAACAGUGAAAGUGAAGAACCUGAGGAAGAUGAUUAA
Molecule: messenger RNA, 2169 nt
Organism: Solanum verrucosum
Lineage: Eukaryota; Viridiplantae; Streptophyta; Magnoliopsida; Solanales; Solanaceae
Exons: 10
Coding region: 100-2169 (689 amino acids)
Biological process (GO): box C/D snoRNP assembly
Cellular component (GO): nucleus
Molecular function (GO): RNA binding
Source: RefSeq, a predicted model, not a curated record